AUGCUCCGGAUCAGAAAGCGCCUAAACGCAAUAAUUCACCAUGGACGCUCCUCGGGACACCAGCCAGAAAUAUUGCGCACGCGCACUCGUCACCGACCACUCCUCCCGCGGUGUCUGUGUGGCGUUUGUCUAGUAUUCCGGGUGUGUAGUAAGUUAUUCAAUUAUUACAGACCUACUUGCACUUACUUGGCACGUGGGUCGUGCAGUUGCUUCAACGUCUCGACAAUCUGUUCGUUCGCUGCAUUCGCUCGUCGUAUGGCGGCGUUUGUGGAGUACGACGGCUGCAACUUCUUGCGGCAGCGCCUAAUGCUGGCGACUCUCAGCUCCAAAGCCGUCCGGAUAAGCAACAUCCGCGCACAUGAAGACAACCCUGGACUGAGAGAGUUCGAAGCUAGCUACAUUCGCCUUUUGGACAAACUAACGAAUGGCGCAACUAUAAAAAUAAAUGAAACAGGAUCUGUAUUGACAUACAUACCUGGGAUUAUUCUCGGUGGACGAGUGGAACACGACUGCAACGAUGAAAGAGGCAUUGGGUAUUACUUGGAAGGUGUAAUGGCUCUGGCUCCCUUUUCUAAAGUUCCCUUUCACCUCACUCUUCGUGGAGUAACCAAUAACAACAAAGAUCCAUCAGUCGACUUCAUUCGGGUGUCCACUCUUCCCUUGCUGAGAAGAUUCGUUGCCGGGGAAGGGCUGGAACUGAAGGUAAAGAAAAGGGGUGUUCCUCCUAUGGGAGGAGGAGAGGUCAUUUAUGUAUGUCCAACUUUAAGAGUGGUCCGUCCAUUGCAAUUGUCUGAUGGGGGAAAAAUAAAGAGAAUCAGAGGCACAGCUUUUACUGUCAGAGUGGCUCCGGCGCUCGCAAACAGGAUAGUCGAUGCUGCAAGGAAUGUCCUUAACAAAGUGAUACCAGAUGUUUACAUUUAUACUGAUCACUUCAAAGGAGUAGAUGCUGGAAAGUCACCUGGCUUUGGAUUAUGUCUAGUUGCUGAGUCUACGACAGGAGUUAUGUUAGCAGUCGAUCAGACAGCUAAUGAAAAAUCUGACAGUCAGGAUCACAGUCUUCCUGAAGAACUUGGACAAAAAACUGCCAUGAUGUUGUUGGAUGAAAUAUGGCGGGGAGGGUGUGUGGACUCUAGAAAUCAGACGCUGGCGUUGCUUUUCAUGGCUCUGGGUCAACGUGAUGUAUCACAAAUUGUAAUUGGAGAGCUCACGACCUACACGGUUGAGUUCCUGCGGCAUCUACGAGACUUCUUCCAAAUAGUAUACAGAAUACAACCGCAUCAUACGAAGCAACAGUCUGCUAGCAAGUCUGGACCAGAAGAAGUCGAAGAAAACAGUGAAGACGAGGAGGUAGCAGAGACGGGACCCAAGUAUCUAAUGUCGUGUGUAGGUGCCGGAUAUACAAAUCUCAGUAAAGCAAUAUUGUAGUGUCAUAAUUUGAACCUCUUAUUACA
Corticium candelabrum is the source of this 1451-nucleotide messenger RNA. RefSeq names its product RNA 3'-terminal phosphate cyclase-like protein. Gene Ontology annotation, biological process: endonucleolytic cleavage of tricistronic rRNA transcript (SSU-rRNA, 5.8S rRNA, LSU-rRNA); ribosome biogenesis. Gene Ontology annotation, cellular component: nucleolus. Gene Ontology annotation, molecular function: RNA endonuclease activity. NCBI's taxonomy places the organism in Eukaryota, Metazoa, Porifera, Homoscleromorpha, Homosclerophorida, Plakinidae. Bases 1 to 1425 code for a protein of 474 amino acids. The transcript has 9 exons. The record is from RefSeq and is a predicted model, not a curated record.